This is a messenger RNA of Penicillium cosmopolitanum, 960 nucleotides long. Its product is annotated as BAR domain-containing protein. Lineage: Eukaryota; Fungi; Ascomycota; Eurotiomycetes; Eurotiales; Aspergillaceae. The coding region runs from base 1 to 960 and encodes 319 amino acids. The record is from RefSeq and is a predicted model, not a curated record. The transcript has 4 exons.
AUGGAUCGAGUGCAGGCAUUCGGCAAGACCUUCAGUGCGAACUUCACGCCUUUCGCGCAGCGCACCCAGCAGCUUAUCAAGGAGCAACUGGGCCAGGCCGAAGACCGAACCCAGCUCCCCGAUGAGUACAUCGAGCUUGAGAAGCGCGUCGAUGCGCUCAAGCUGGUUCACCAGAAGCUGCUCUCCGUGACGACCUGCGCUGUGUCCUGUCCAUCACCCCCUCCAAGAAACUCUCCGCUGACAGGUGUGGGUCGUCCGAUCUGCGACAACAGCUCCCAAUACUCCAACGAGGCCUACGACUACCCACCCAACAUUCGCGAGUCCUUCAAUGACCUGGGCCGCACCAUCAACGAGAAGGUCACCCUCCUUUCGCAGGCUGGUUCCCCCGCCGAGGCCCAGGCCGCCCUGACCGCACCCCCGUCCGCGAAGCCGCAGCCCAAGACCUUCAACCACGCCAUCGCGCGCGCCUCGCUCGCCGGCUCCCAGACUCUGGCACAGAGCACUGAGGGCGAGGACCCGCUCGCUACUGCGCUGGAGAAGUAUGCUCUGGCCGAGGAGAAGGUCGGCGAGGCCCGGUUGGGCCAGGAUUCUCAGAUCCAGUCUCGUUUCCUCGCUGGCUGGAACACUACCCUUAACACCAACUUGAUGUUCGCUGCUAAGGCCCGCAAGAAUGUCGAGAAUGCCCGCCUGACGCUGGACUCUGUUAAGGCUUCUAAGAAGGCUGCUGCCUAUGGUGACCUGGACAACUUGAGCGAGGACGCCCGUCAGGAGAUCGAGCAGGCUGAGGAUGAGUUUGUUGGUCAAACUGAGGAGGCUGUUAGCGUGAUGAAGAACGUCCUUGAUACCCCCGAACCCCUUCGCAACCUGGCCGAUCUGAUCGCCGCCCAGCUGGAGUUCCACAAGAAGGCCUACGAAAUCCUCAGCGAGCUUGCCCCCCACUGUGGAUGCUCUGCAGGUUGA